GUUGGAGGAAGUGGCCUGGGAGUCGCCGCGGGGCCUGAGGCUUUUAGGCACCUGACCCCAGCCUUCUCGGAGCCGGCGUUGCCAGGGCCCGUUUUCUCUAGGUUCCGAGAUCUGGGCCUGAGCGCUCCACUUUGCCACUUCAGGGGUCUUCUGGAUUGUGCCCGGCCCGCGACCCUGCCGUUCCUUUCCUUUCAGCAUGAUCCGCUGGACCCCCAGCGACUUGCCUGAAAGAGACCACUCAACCUGGACGAACCUUUUGGCAGCCCCAGACCGUCCUUGAGGAGGAUGACUGAGACACUAUGGGCCACGCGCUUUGUGUCUGCUCUCGGGGAACUGUCAUCAUUGACAAUAAGCGCUACCUCUUCAUCCAGAAACUGGGGGAGGGUGGGUUCAGCUAUGUGGACCUAGUGGAGGGGUUACAUGAUGGACAGUUCUACGCCCUGAAGCGAAUCCUGUGUCAUGAGCAGCAGGACCGGGAGGAGGCCCAACGAGAAGCAGACAUGCAUCGCCUCUUCCAUCACCCCAGCAUCCUUCACCUUGUGGCUUAUUGUCUGAGGGAACGAGGCACUAAACAUGAGGCCUGGCUGCUGCUACCCUUCUUCAAGAGAGGUACGCUAUGGGACGAGAUAGAAAAGCUGAAGGACAAAGGCAACUUCUUGACUGAAGAGCAAAUCCUUCGGCUGCUGCUGAGUAUCUGCAGAGGCCUUGAGGCUAUUCAUGCCAAGGGUUAUGCCCACAGGGACCUGAAACCCACCAAUAUCUUGCUUGGAGAUGAGGGGCAGCCAGUUUUAAUGGACUUGGGUUCCAUGAGUCAAGCAUGCAUCCACGUGGAGAGCUCCCGCCAGGCUCUGGCCCUCCAGUCCCUAGGCUGUGUGCUAUAUGCCAUGAUGUUUGGGGAAGGCCCUUAUGACAUGGUGUUCCAGAAGGGUGACAGUGUGGCCCUUGCUGUGCAGAACCAACUAAGCAUCCCGCAGAGCCCCAGGCAUUCUUCAGCCUUGCGGCAGCUGCUGACCUUAAUGAUGACUGUGGACCCCCAGCAGCGCCCUCACAUUCCUUUCCUCCUGAGUCAGUUGGAGGCACUGCAGCCCCCGGCUCAGAGCCAGCACACUACCCAAAUCUGAACAAACCAGUGGCCAUGUUGAGAAGGUGGCCCCUGUGCCUUGGGAAGAAGCUCCCAUUCCUUAGUGGAAUCUCCAUCCCUUCUAACCAGGACAGCUCUCUUGUAGUUAGGGGCAGCUGGGGGGUGGGGACAGUCAGCUCAGUCUUCUGUCUCUGAUUCUGCUCUCUUACGCCCAAGAGCAACAACUGGACUGGGGGCCUGACUGGGUAGCGGUGGGUGAGGGUGGGGAAUGGGGAAAGGGGAACUGAUAGAAUCUGGUAAAGGCUCUGAGCAGGACUGCUGAGCUUACAUCAUGAUCUGCCUCCAAAUCUGGGAGCAGGAAAAUGUAUGAAUAGAAGAAUAAAGUGAAAGUAGCUUGG
This is a messenger RNA of Balaenoptera ricei (Rice's whale), 1479 nucleotides long. It is a transcript of the gene STK16, whose product is annotated as serine/threonine kinase 16. Gene Ontology annotation, molecular function: ATP binding; protein serine/threonine kinase activity. The coding region runs from base 300 to 1121 and encodes 273 amino acids. Gene Ontology annotation, cellular component: cytoplasm; Golgi apparatus. NCBI's taxonomy places the organism in Eukaryota, Metazoa, Chordata, Mammalia, Artiodactyla, Balaenopteridae. Gene Ontology annotation, biological process: protein phosphorylation. The transcript is spliced from 6 exons. The record is from RefSeq and is a predicted model, not a curated record.